GUCGUAAUUCACAACCAUCUCUUCAUGACUAUUCAGCACCAGCGGGGUCCCGUCGAGAUACUUGAGAUGGUGUCGCACUUGAUAUCGCUAUUGUUAUCUACCAAAAUAGAGCCGCAGUUUGCUUUGGUGUGGCGUCAAGAGCCGAAGCUCGAAGGUCUUUAAAUCCAAGCAAAGCCGUUGUGCACGGGCCAACUUGCGCGCUUCACUUGUCAUAAUUUUAGUUCGCAGCGCGCGUUCAGCUUUGAGCCAUUCACACUGUAGGUCGUCAUAUAAAUGACCCGUUAACCAAGCCAUGAUACCUCACAUACAAAGAUGAAGUCCUCCCUCUCUCAAAUUAACGCUGAUGGCAGUGUUAAAGUUACUCCUAAAACGCCCCGGAUUCUCUCCGGUCGUUAUCUCCACAUGCUUUGGGCAGGCUCUGCCGCUAUGGAUGAAGACCAAUCUGAUGAGGGCGAUACCUCUGCAAGUGACAACAGCCACACCGAUGAUCGGUCUGCUGUGGCGGAAACAGUGAAAAUAACCUCAAAAAGCCCGGACGAAACUCCGUGCAAUAUCUGUGCCGAAGACAAUUCAGAUAUCAUCAUAGAUGAAGCUGAACCAACGUUUCAGCGUUCGCGAUCGCCCGUGUCCUCGGUGACAUCCGGGGUGUCUGCAGCACUCGCAACUUUGGCAAAACAUUGUCCACCACAACUUGGAUGGAAUUCGAAGAUAAAGACAAAACGACCGCACAGCUCGCUGGAAGAGGAAAUUUCUCCUAGGAUAAUCAGGAAACGACGUCAGCUGAUAGGUUGGGGCCAUCUGCAACAAGAAGAAGUCCUUCUCGCAUGGCUCACCCACGCUCUGGUGCCUUCCGAUUCAUUGCCUUCUGAGGUACUCGCCCAGGACAAAAGCGUCGCUCAUGACCCUUGCGACUCGGAAAUAGAAAAUACUCCCUCGCAGGUCAUCUCUCAUGUAUCGGUCAAGAGACGCAAAACAGCACAUAGGAUCUCUCUCACGCCCAUACCGGAAGCCGAAGAACGAUGGCCUUAUUGGCUUACUCGCCCUUUGCGCACACCUUGGACAUUUGGAUCACCGCUUCGGGAGGAUCCGCCACCUCGAACUUCCCCGCCUAGUCACAGCCCAACCCCGCCGAUCCCUGCAGUACGAUUCUCCAGUGCAUACGCAUCGUGCUUCGCGAAUGCACACCGCCAACCUAGUGUCAUCUGUUGGAAACUGCCUUGAUUGCCCACUGCCCAGUGUCGGUUAUAUAUUUGUAGAUAUCAUAUUCUAUGUGCGCAUGAACGGAUGCGCUACGGCCCCCCACACGGUGCAACAUUUGACAGAUUUGCGUCUCGCCGUGACUCUCAA
This is a messenger RNA of Suillus paluster, 1347 nucleotides long. RefSeq lists its product as uncharacterized. The transcript has 5 exons. Lineage: Eukaryota; Fungi; Basidiomycota; Agaricomycetes; Boletales; Suillaceae. The record is from RefSeq and is a predicted model, not a curated record. The coding region runs from base 313 to 1221 and encodes 302 amino acids.